Messenger RNA from Leptopilina heterotoma, 2630 nucleotides. RefSeq lists its product as uncharacterized. The coding region runs from base 116 to 2371 and encodes 751 amino acids. Lineage: Eukaryota; Metazoa; Arthropoda; Insecta; Hymenoptera; Figitidae. The record is from RefSeq and is a predicted model, not a curated record. The transcript is spliced from 2 exons.
AAAAAACAUCUGUCAAAAGUACAUGUUGCAAUAUUCAUUAAUGGAUUCCUUUUUUUCACACUUUUCAUGAAAUAUCAGUCAUCAGAAAAAUAAUUGAAAUAAAAGGAAUCAUAUCAUGCCGAAAUCGAAUAAAAAAUGCACUUAUAGUGAAGAUUAUAUUAACCAAUUUCCGUGGGUUAAAUCAGUCCCUACAGAUAGACAUUCUGCACUUUGCACUUGGUGCCAUGCAACUAUUCGCAUCGAUAACAUGGGGAAGUCAGCUCUCGAAAGUCAGGAAAAAGGGAAGAAACAUAUGGUAAAAUUUAAGUCCCGUAAUACGAAUGCACCACUGUUCAACUUUAAUAUAGAAAAAAGUAACUUUGUUGAAAACAACAAUUCAAAUAUUCAGACUCCUGCUGCUCCAUUAAUAACAAAUAAUGAAAAUAGUACCUCACAGCCUAAAACUAUUGAGAAAUACUUGCUCUCUGAUGAGGUAACAAAAGCAGAGAUACUCUGUUGUAUUCAUGGAGUAAUGCGCCAUAGCUCAUUGCGUGAUAUAGAAUCAACUGUUUCUAUUUCUAAAGUUGUGUUCCAUGAUAGCAAAAUUGCUAAGCAGAUGAGACUUGGUAAAGAUAAAGCAUCCUACAUAAUGAAUUAUGGCAUAAGCAAAUAUUUUCAAAAAGAAUUAGAAACAAAACUUAAACAAUGCGAAGCUAUUGUUGUAGGAUUUGACGAGUGUUUAAAUUCCGUAAGUCAACGAAAUCAAAUGGACAUUUCAAUUCGUUUUUGGGACGACCAAUGUGAUAAAGUAACUACGCGCUAUUGGACUUCUGCUUUUUUGGGUCACUUAACAGCAAAUGACUUGUUACAGGCUUUCAUGGAUUGUAUACCGAAUGAUUUGAGAUGCAAAAUAAUUCAAAUAUCUAUGGAUGGACCUAAUGUCAAUUGGAAGUUUUUUAAUGAUUUGCAGACGGAAUUUUCUGAAAAUUUUAAUCGAUUAAUGUUGAAUUUAGGAUCUUGUGGUUUGCACGUUGUAAGCGGAGCUUUUAAGACUGGCAUAGAAAGUACUAAUUGGAAUUUGAUUAGUUUCCUUCGAGCGCUUUAUAAUUUUUUUAAAAAUCAACCUGCACGUCGAGCUGAUUAUUCUGCUAUAUCUGGUUCAACUAAAUAUCCAAUGAAAUUUUGCGGAACUCGUUGGUUGGAGAAUGUUGCUGUAGUUCGCCGCACUAUCGAAAUUUUGCCACAUGUGAAACUUUACGUAGAAAAUUCGAAAAAAGAAAAAAAAUUUCCAAAAACCACAAGUUUUAAGAUAAUUCUUGAUAAUAUAGACGACAAACUUCUAGAAGCUAAGCUUGUAUUUUUUGAGGCAUUCGCUUGUGAACUGCAACCGUUUCUCACAAUGUUUCAAUCGAAUGAACCAUUAAUUCCAUUCCUCUAUGACAAUUUGCUAAAUAUUUGUAAAAACAUUUUGAUGAGAAUUGUAAAAGAGGAAGUCCUGAAGAAAGCAGAUUUAGCUAAAUUAGACCUUCAAUCCGAAGAUAAUUUAUUGCCAGCAAAUAAGAUAAAUGUCGGUUAUGCUACGAAACACGCCUUAGACUUGAGUCGACGUGCAGGAGCUACUUCUUUGGAAAUUCUUCAAUUUAAGAAUGAUUGUCGUAAGGUUAUGAAAACUUCCAUCGAUAAAAUUCUUAAAAGAUCUCCAUUAAAAUAUUCAAUAGUAAAAGCAGUAUCGUUUUUAAAUCCGGAUGUAGCAAUUUAUAAAGAAUCGUUUAAAAAACGUUUGUGUGCAGCUUUGAAAAUUUAUGUUGACAACCAGCUAAUAUCAGGAUCGAAAGCUGAUAAAAUUGAACGAGAUUUUUUACAACUUUAUUCUUUGUCUAGUACGAGAGAAAAAUUAAAAAAGUACAAUUUGUUGUCAGAUAAACGUUUAGAUAAUUUUUGGACGGAUGUGAUCAAAACUCAUAAAGAAGGAAGCUACGAAGAUUUAUUUUGGUUCGUGAAAAGCAUAUUAAUUCUUUCACACGGAAACGCUGCAUUAGAGAGAGGAUUUUCAGUAAACAAAGAAAUGAUAGUAGAAAAUCAGAAAGAAAAAUCCUUAAUUGCUCAAAGAUUAAUUUAUGACAGCAUAAAGUCGAGCGUAGUUAAUGUUGAAGAUUUUGUUGUAACCAAAUCUUUAAUUCACUGUGGUCUCAAUGCGUAUAAGUGGUACCAAGAAGAUCUUACUAAACAAAAAGAAGAAAAACAGCUCACCGAUAAUAAUAACGUCCUAAAAAGCAAAAACAAAAAAGCAAUAAAUGAUCUCAAGUUACAAAAGAAAAAAGUUAUGGAUGAAGAAUUAAACGAAAGUGCUCGAAUCGAAAAUGAAAUUUUAUUACUUGAGUUGAAACGUUAAAAACUCUAAUUUAAGAAGAUUUUAAAAAUUCUAUUUAAUUUUUUGUCUUAAUUAUAAUCUACCAAAAAUUGAAUGAGUGAAUUAGGUUUUAUCCAUUCUUCGACGUUUUUAUGUACCUUAUGCAAAAUACCAAAAAUAAAGUGUAUUAACUAGUUUUUAAAUUAAAAAGGUAUAGAAUAAUUUAAUCUUGUACAUUUAAUGUAUUUUUGACAUUAAAAUUUUUCAAAAUAGUACCUGGAAAAAAAAUAUUUUUAACCUG